Messenger RNA from Loxodonta africana (African savanna elephant), 1254 nucleotides. It is a transcript of the gene GOSR2, whose product is annotated as golgi SNAP receptor complex member 2. The coding region runs from base 73 to 711 and encodes 212 amino acids. Gene Ontology annotation, cellular component: endoplasmic reticulum membrane; SNARE complex; late endosome membrane. The record is from RefSeq and is a predicted model, not a curated record. Lineage: Eukaryota; Metazoa; Chordata; Mammalia; Proboscidea; Elephantidae. Gene Ontology annotation, biological process: intra-Golgi vesicle-mediated transport; vesicle fusion. Gene Ontology annotation, molecular function: SNARE binding; SNAP receptor activity. The transcript is spliced from 6 exons.
GCCGGAAGCCGGAAGGGGGCUGUGAAGACGUGUUCUGGGGAAUCCUGAGCUGGAGCCGGCGCGGCUGGCGCCAUGGAGCCGCUGUACCAACAAACGCACAAGCAGGUCCACGAGAUCCAGUCUCACAUGGGACGCCUGGAGACGGCAGACAAGCAGUCUCUGCACUUAGUAGAAAACGAAAUCCAAGCAAGAAUAGACCAGAUAUUCAGCCAUCUAGAACGUCUGGAGAUUUUGUCCAGCAAGGAACCCCCUAACAAAAGGCAGAAUGCCAAACUUCGAGUUGACCAGUUGAAGUAUGAUGUACAGCACCUGCAGACUGCUCUCAGAAACUUCCAGCACCAGCGCUAUGCAAGGGAGGAGCAGGAGAGGCAGCGAGAGGAGCUUCUGUCUCGAACCUUCACCACUAAUGACUCUGACACCACCAUACCAAUGGAUGAAUCUCUGCAGUUUAACUCCUCCCUCCACAAAGCCCACCACGGCAUGGAUGACCUCAUUGGAGGCGGCCACAGUAUUCUGGAGGGACUGAGGGCCCAGAGGCUGACCUUGAAGGGGACUCAGAAGAAGAUCCUAGACAUUGCCAACAUGCUGGGCUUGUCCAACACGGUGAUGAGGCUCAUCGAGAAGCGGGCUUUCCAGGACAAGUACUUCAUGAUCGGCGGCAUGCUGCUCACCUGUGUGGUCAUGUUCCUUGUGGUGCACUACCUGACGUGAGCCAGCCCAGCUCAGCGGCUGAUCACCGUUCCCACUGCGUGAGAGAGUGCAUGAGUGUGUGAAUGCGUGCAUGCAAGAAAGAGAGAGGGUCCAAGAGGUUGCCUUCUGAAAAGUAUGCCCAUCGUAACUGUGAAGACCAUUUGGGAGGAACUGUGACCUGUAACCUAGUGGAAGUUUAAACAUGCUCUGUGUUCUGUGACAUCGCAGAGAGGGAGCACAGUGCUUAGGAAUACCUGUUCCUCUCUCUCUCAUGCUCUCUCUCACUGGGGGAGGAAGUAAUGUAAGGGGAAGGGAUGAAGAAGGAAAGGAGAGGAUAAGAAUGACUUCAGUGGUUUUGUCCACAUAGCAGGUGCACACUGUCCACAUUCUCCCAUUAUCUGACCUUUUCUGGGACCCAGUGGAUAGCCUGGAGUGGAAGUGAAGUAGAGGAAAGAGGCCUUGUUUUCCUGCACCCAUUACAGUAGAUCAAUUGACAUGCUCUUACUCCUGGCCAUUUCCCUUCUUUCCUUCCCAUUGCCCCCGAAAAAAAUGACAUGCAAACAA